UGUCAUUUAGCGAGCAAUUGCUUUGUUUUACUUGUGAACUCGGUGUCUGAUUGGAUACAAAUCGAAAGAAUUCAUUCUUUAUUGGUUUUUGUUUUUUUUGUCGUAAACUGCCAUAAUGGCUUCCUCAAAUGAGCCUGGAGAUAGAGAAAUAAACCAAGCUGCGAAGACAGCGAGAACGAUUCCUGCUUCGCCAUUCGAGCCAUACGUCAGGCCGGUGAACGGUGUUGUCCAGCCCCAUGUGAAGCCCCACCCAAGACAUGCCGGUCGUCAAACCAGCAUGUUAGAAAAGCUCAAGCUGGUCCUAAAGAUGCUGUUGCGUAGCGACUAUUCCGCGUACUUCCGACACCCGGUAGAUGCCAUUGCUCAGAACCUUCCAGACUACCACUCGAGAAUAUUUUAUCCCAUGGACCUGUCCACAAUCGAAGCGAGACUCAACAAUAACUACUACCGGGUGGUCAGCGAAGCGCUACAGGACUUUGAGCUAAUAUUCUUCAACUGUCUGCUGUACUAUCCGGCGAGGACUCCAGAGCGCAUUGCUAGAACAGCAUUGCGGAGCUUAUUAUACGCCAAGCUAGAGGCCAUUGAUGUAGAACUGAUGGACGCAGCACAGACUGGUGGGCCUAGCUCCCGGAAACGUAGCACGGAACUGACACGCCAGGGGCCGCCAAUCGAGGUGUCCAACUGCCAGAAACAAGAUCUAAUCGGCCAACAGCGUAGUCUCGAACACAUCGAUUAUCUGGUAGAGCGCUAUUUCUGUCAGCACUUCAUAGGGGUUAUGUGUAAGAAAAAGUUUGAAGAAUUCAACAGACCGUUUAAGAACGCCGGCGAAUGGAAACUAUGCUUAAAGGACAACUUCGAGAAUAUGGAAAAACUCGAUUGGCCAAUUUUAGAGAAGAAACUCAGGGCCAACCAGCUCUCAGGCAUAGACGACUUUUCCAAGACGGUGCGCAAAAUGUUUCAAAACGUGCGCGACCAUUUCCCCAACAGUCCCACUGCGAAGGAGUGCGUUGAAACGAUGGAGAGAAUUUUUGACACCCUGUUGCCGAAAUACAAAUUCCUGAUUGGCAAAUCGAGAAAAAGGUCCCGAAUCCUAUAUGUACAAACAUUAAAGAACUUGUCCAAGGGCGAAGAGUUGCCGAGCGAGUUGCUUAAGCAAUUGAUGACCGCCCCCGAACAGGAUGUGUCCAAUGCUGCUCCCGUCAUUCCAAGCACCCUGGACGAUGAGAUCAAUAUCAACGAAAUAAAUAAGACCGUGGAUACCAUAACCAUCAAGAUGGUAACUAGACUUAUAGAGGCUACUAAUAGCCGCCGUACCUAAUGGAAAGCCGAGCCAAAACCGACUUUUCUGGCUCGAAAUAAACACACAAUAAACUGCCUGCAACCGAUAUUCAGGAGCAAGCAAGUCAUUUGAGUAGCAUUUCUGAUUAUUCAUAAAAGGACAGAUAAUUAAAAAACGUGCUUACAUAGAGGAGCUCUCACUCCUUCAAUAGCUUCAAAUGCUUCACAUAUUUGU
Scaptodrosophila lebanonensis is the source of this 1513-nucleotide messenger RNA. Its product is annotated as SWR1 complex bromodomain subunit bdf1-like. Gene Ontology annotation, biological process: regulation of DNA-templated transcription; chromatin remodeling. The record is from RefSeq and is a predicted model, not a curated record. Bases 116 to 1318 code for a protein of 400 amino acids. NCBI's taxonomy places the organism in Eukaryota, Metazoa, Arthropoda, Insecta, Diptera, Drosophilidae. The transcript has 2 exons. Gene Ontology annotation, cellular component: chromatin; nucleus.